Pterocles gutturalis (yellow-throated sandgrouse) is the source of this 1268-nucleotide messenger RNA. RefSeq names its product alpha-1,3-mannosyl-glycoprotein 4-beta-N-acetylglucosaminyltransferase A. The record is from RefSeq and is a predicted model, not a curated record. Gene Ontology annotation, biological process: protein N-linked glycosylation. The annotation marks the transcript as partial. Lineage: Eukaryota; Metazoa; Chordata; Aves; Pterocliformes; Pteroclidae. The transcript has 11 exons. Gene Ontology annotation, molecular function: acetylglucosaminyltransferase activity. Gene Ontology annotation, cellular component: endoplasmic reticulum-Golgi intermediate compartment; Golgi stack; endoplasmic reticulum.
AAAAGUUGAUAGCAUAUCAACGGGAAUUUCAUGCUUUGAAGGAACGUCUUCGUAUAGCUGAGCAUCGCACUCUGCAACGCUCUUCUGAGCUGAACGCUAUCUUGGAGCAGUUCAGGCGUGCAGUAGCAGAAACAAAUGGGAGUAAGAAUGCAAUGAAUAAUUUUUCAGAUGAGACGCUGAAAUUGUUAAAAGAGUUAACAAGUAGAAAAUCUCUUCAAGUGCCAAAUAUCUAUUACCAUUUGCCUCAUUUGUUGAAAAAUGAAGGAAGCCUUCAACCUUCUGUGCAGAUUGGCCUUGGAAGGACAGGAGUUUCUAUUGUAAUGGGAAUACCUACAGUGAAAAGAAAAGUCAAGUCUUACCUUACAGAAACUCUCCACUCCCUUAUUGAUAAGUUGUCCCCUGAAGAAAAGCUGGAUUGUGUUAUGGUUGUCUUUAUAGGAGAGACUGAUCUUGAUUAUGUUAACAGUGUUGUUGCAAGCCUGGAAAAAGAGUUUUCUACAGAGAUCAAUUCUGGCUUGGUGGAAGUAAUAGCCCCUCCUGCAACUUACUAUCCUGACUUGACAAACUUGAAAGAGACAUUUGGAGACUCAAAAGAGAGAGUGAGAUGGAGAACAAAACAAAACUUGGAUUAUUGUUUUCUUAUGAUGUAUGCCCAGAAAAAGGGGGUUUAUUACAUUCAGCUUGAAGAUGACAUCGUUGUCAAGCAGAAUUAUUUCAGCACAAUAAAAAAUUUUGCACUUCAGCUCGCUUCUGAAGAUUGGAUGAUUCUAGAAUUUUCUCAGCUGGGUUUCAUUGGUAAAAUGUUCCAGUCUCCAGAUAUCACUCUUAUUGUAGAGUUCAUAUUUAUGUUUUAUAAGGAGAAACCUAUUGAUUGGCUCCUGGACCAUAUCCUCUGGGUGAAAGUGUGUAACCCUGAGAAAGAUGCUAAACAUUGUGAUCGACAGAAAUCUAACCUGCGGAUACGCUUCAGGCCUUCCCUUUUCCAGCAUGUUGGCCUCCAUUCCUCUCUAGCAGGGAAGAUCCAGAAACUCACAGAUAAAGACUUCCUGAAACCAUUACUGCAUAAAAUCCAUGUGAAUCCCCCUGCAGAGGUUUCGACAUCUUUAAAAGUCUACCAAGGGCAUACGCUAGAAAAAACCUACGUAGGGGAAGAUUUUUUCUGGGCUGUCACACCAGUUGCUGGGGAUUAUAUUCUAUUUAAAUUUGACAAGCCAGUCAAUGUAGAAAGGUUAUUUUUUAGUGGAAGUAUUGACCACAACUCUGACUGA